AGUGAAGAGUGAAGGUAGUUAUAGAAGCAGGCAGGCAGCAGAGCAACCUCAUCCAGGGAAAGAAUCAACCAUGGGAGGCCGAAGUCGAUCCCGCACGAAGAGGAAACACUUCCGGCAUCCUAGAGAUGAAGGCCGGAAACGCCUGAAGUCGGAUUCCCAGAAACCGCCUGACAGAGCCCCGUCAGUCGAUGAUGAAGCUAACGGGGACGCCACCAAUAGUAACCCCAUAACGGAGCCUUUCUCCAAGCACAAUCUUUCAUUCGAAGAAUACUACAAGGAACAAGGCAUUGUGUCGCCGGAAGAGUGGGACACUUUCAUUGAAUAUCUCCAAACACCGCUCCCUGUUGCUUUUAGAAUCAAUUCCAGGACGCAGUGUUAUAUGGAUAUUAGAUCAAUGUUAGAGGAUGAUUUCAUGAACUCUCUUCAGGCAGAGAUUUCAGAUGGGAGUGAAGUUGAGGCAAUUAAACCUUUGCCUUGGUACCCAGAUAACCUUGCUUGGCAUUCCAAUUUCUCUAGGAGCCAGUUGAGAAAGAAUCAAACUCUUAAGAGGUUCCACGAAUUCUUGAAACUACAAAAUGAAAUUGGCAACAUUACAAGACAGGAAGCUGUUAGCAUGGUUCCUCCACUGUUUCUAGAUGUACGUCCGGAUCAUUUUGUUCUUGAUAUGUGUGCAGCUCCUGGUUCCAAAACAUUUCAAUUGCUUGAGAUGAUAUACCAUGAGGGUGUUCCUGGAUCACUACCUACUGGAGUGGUGAUAGCAAAUGAUGUUGAUGUGCAAAGGUGCAACCUUCUUAUCCACCAAACAAAGAGAAUUUGCACUGCCAACUUAAUUGUCACAAAUCAUGAAGCCCAACAUUUCCCCAACUGUCAUUUGUAUAGACAUCAUCCCAACAGUUCCGAGAUCAGGAGCUUUGAGGUUCCUGAUAUCACUCAGCAUCUAUUUGAUCGUGUUUUAUGUGAUGUUCCGUGCAGUGGGGAUGGUACUUUACGCAAGGCACCUGGCAUUUGGAAGAAAUGGAAUGUAGGAAUGGCCAAUGGUCUGCAUGGUCUACAAGUUCAGAUAGCGAUGAGAGGUAUUUCUUUGCUUAAAGUUGGUGGACGGAUGGUUUAUUCCACUUGCUCGAUGAAUCCUAUUGAGAAUGAAGCUGUGGUUUCUGAGGUUCUGCACAGGUGUGGACAGUGUGUUGAACUUCUUGAUGUCUCCAUUGAGAUUCCUCAUCUAAUUCGCCGCCCAGGUCUUAAAAAAUGGAAGGUUAAGGAUAAAGAAGUGUGGUUAAAUUCUUACAAAGAUGCUCCAAAACCUCGCAGAGGUUCAAUUGUUCCUGGAAUGUUUCCUUCUCAGUGUAACUGGAGUUUUGAAAAUGUGAUACACAUGGACAAAGAACACACAACUUCCACUAGCAUCCUGGAAGAGGAAGUAUCUACAUUACCUUUGGAGCGCUGUAUGAGAAUAGUGCCUCAUGAUCAGAACACUGGAGCCUUCUUUAUUGCUGUCUUUCACAAGCUUUCAAAUCUGCCAGAGAAGUCAAAUGCUGAGAUUAAAGAGGCUUCAAAAGGUUUGGAAGUGAAGUCAGCAUGUACUGGAAGUCUUCAAUUUCCUGAAGAAACAAAAAAUGCAGGUUUACAUGACAAAGAAACAGAUGAUCCUGCUUAUUACAAUAAGUCUGACAAAAAAUAUCAAGAUAAUGAAGCUGAUGACGUCCACCUUUGUGGUAACACUAGUGCUAGUCCAGAGAUGGUGGGAAGAACAAAGUUGCAGAUUCAGGGCAAGUGGAGAGGGGUUGACCCAGUUAUCUUUUACAGGGACAAUGAACUUACUAGUAAGAUCAAAGAUUUCUAUGGUAUUAAAAAAUCCUUUUCGUUUGAUGGAAAUCUCGUUACAAGAAACAGUGACACUAAGAAUGUGAAGCGAAUAUACUAUGUAUCCAAGUCUGUGAAGGAGGUUCUUGAACUCAAUCUUCUUGCUGGGCAGCAGCUUAAGAUAGCCUCAGUUGGUCUGAAAAUGUUUGUAAGACAGCCAUAUAAAGACGGUGCAUCUGCACCCUGUGUGUUUCGCAUUUCAUCUGAGGGAUUGCCGCUGUUGCUGCCGCACAUAACGAACCAAGUUUUAUAUGCAUCUCUCUUGGACUUCAAACAUCUAUUGCAGUAUAAAAUAAUCAAGUUUGCCGAUUUUGUUGAUUCCAACUUUAGAGAAAAGGCUUCUACUCUAUUAUUGGGUUUCUGUGUGGUGGUUUUAGAUAAUAAAGAUGAGCAGACCGCAAUUGGAUGCUGGAGAGGAAGGACUAACAUAUCUGUGAUGGUCUCUUCCCUUGAUUGCCAAGAAUUAUUAGAAAGGAUGGAUAAGUACGUGAAGGAGGACAUGGUGUCGUCUUUACAUUGCAACGAUCAAUCUUUUGUUAAGGCAGAAGAUCAGACAAGAGUUGCUGUCGUGCCGAAUCAAAUGCCCAAAUCACUUGGGGCUUUAGGGUAAUUUAUUGUACUUUCCAUUUACACUUUUGUUUUGUGAGGCAUUAUUGCUUGUCUGCAGACAUACUUUCUGACCCUUUCCUGCAGAUUUCAUGAUUUUAUAUUUUGUGAACUUAAGGAAUGUGGACAGAUGGUUUUUGACACGUGAUAAUUUCUUGCUGAAAUGUUGUACUCCGUAAUAUAACAAAAACAGUGUGUUGAACAGUUGAAGUAUUUUAGUCAUAUGUGAUACGUGAGAACCCUUUUGUUAUGAGUUGUGUCCAAGUUAUG
Cuscuta epithymum is the source of this 2736-nucleotide messenger RNA. The record is from the annotation of a GenBank genome assembly. Lineage: Eukaryota; Viridiplantae; Streptophyta; Magnoliopsida; Solanales; Convolvulaceae.